AUGGCGUCGCCGUCGACCGCGGAGUGGCGCGGCACGAGCGACCAUAACGUCACGGAGACGGCCUUUGACGCCGUCAAGUGCAAGCUCUCCGCAGUGACGCUCGGCUACUUCGAGGACCCAUUUCUGCGCUUCUUCGUAGAGAAACCCACGCGCCGCAUACCUCUGAUCCAUCGUGGAUAUUACUUGCGGCACGUAGCUAUCACUCGUUGUGUUGAGCUCUUCCUGUCGCAGCAUGCAACAUCCGCUGAAGUGAACAUCGUUUCGUUGGGUGCCGGCUUCGACACGCUGUUCUUCCGUCUCCUGGAGCAGCGCGCGUUUGCUGGGAAAAUUUCCUUCGUGGAGGUGGACUGUGACGCCAUCGUGAGGGCGAAGACGAAGCUUCUGAACGACGACGACAUUCGCGCAGGUCUUGCCGAGUGCCGUCUGCUGGGCUUCCGGACUGCGGCUGAUCACGCUCGGCGUCUGCUUGCUCUUGUUCACUGGCAACGGUGCCGCAUUCUGGACAUGAACGGUGUCUUCGCAGCCUGUACAACCGCAGACGAGAAGCGCAGACUGGCAACACUGGAACCGUUCGACGAGUUCGUCGACGGGACGCUCUGCAACGCCCACUACGCGAUUUACCUCGCCGACAACUGCAAGGACCAAGAUACGGACGGCCUCCAGUGGACCUCACGGUUUCAACCGGAGGUGAUGAUUAUCCGAUCGUUCCAACACGAUGACCUGGCCACCGUGCGCUCGCUGUUUGAGAGCACGCACCUGGAGUUUGCUAAGGGGUCCCGAGCGGUGCGUCAAUUCGUCGCGAAUCGCCUUAGAGGUCCCAGCGGAGACAUGUUCGACGUGCAGCAAGCCUUCCAGACUCCCAAUGGUGCAGGCCUUAUGACGAGCGGCUUCUGGGUUGCUGAAGUUGGUGGUGAAGUUGUAGGCUGCGUGGGUGUCAAGCCGCUGACGACUGACGAAGGCCAGCAAACCGCAGAGCUUUGCCGACUGAGCGUCUCCCCCGCAGUUCGUCGUCGUGGCGUGGCUUCGGCCUUGGUGAGAACUGUCGAGGCGUUCGUGGCAUCUUGCGGCGCGUUGAAGGAGAUUCGUCUCGAGACGAUCGGCGCCAUGGAAGGAACUCAGCAACUGUACCGCGCUCUCGGGUAUACCGAGCAGAAGGAGAGCGAGAAGCAGCACAGCUCCUUCAAGCUCGUUCGUUUCCAGAAAACGCUUUAGGUGGCAUCGGGCCUUGGAUGUGUUAUCCCCUAUAAAUACAGGAACACACAC
Messenger RNA from Phytophthora sojae, 1263 nucleotides. RefSeq lists its product as hypothetical. The coding region runs from base 1 to 1212 and encodes 403 amino acids. The transcript is spliced from 7 exons. The record is from RefSeq and is a predicted model, not a curated record. Gene Ontology annotation, molecular function: acyltransferase activity, transferring groups other than amino-acyl groups; methyltransferase activity. Gene Ontology annotation, biological process: methylation. Lineage: Eukaryota; Oomycota; Peronosporomycetes; Peronosporales; Peronosporaceae.